AUGCAAAUAUCAUCUAAUGAACGUUGCAAACAAAACUAUAAAAAACAUCAUGAACAUAGACGAUGUCGAAAAAAAUAUCGACCAAUUUCACUUUCAACAAUUACAGAAAAUUAUGCUGUCAAUUCUUUCCCAAGAUCCACUAUGAUCGAUGAUAGAUGGACUGUUGAGAAGGAAAUGCUACCUAAUGGUGAAGGGAGUAGUUGCAAGUGUAAGAAUUGUACGCUUGGCAGAAUCAUGAUUACUACCUCAAAUUUUAAGCCAUCAUUAUUUUCUGGACAUCCUGAAUAUCACAGUACACCUGUAUAA
Messenger RNA from Loa loa (African eye worm), 306 nucleotides. RefSeq lists its product as hypothetical. NCBI's taxonomy places the organism in Eukaryota, Metazoa, Nematoda, Chromadorea, Rhabditida, Onchocercidae. The transcript has 2 exons. Bases 1 to 306 code for a protein of 101 amino acids. The record is from RefSeq and is a predicted model, not a curated record.